AUGGGGGAGUACUACAAACUGCUGGAACUUCCCCAGGACGCCUCUAACGAGGACAUCAAAAAGGCGUACAGGAAAGCAGCAAUGAGAUGGCACCCGGAUAAAAACCCAGAGACCGAGCAAUACGCCGAGCGGAAGUUCAAAGAAAUAACAGAGGCAUACGAAGUGCUGUCAGACAAGAGCAAGCGCGACCUCUACGACCGCUACGGCAAGGACGGGCUCACGGGGGCCGGUGAGGGACCGAGGGCUGAAGAUGGAGCCCCUGGAUUUAUGUUCCACUUUCGCAGCCCCCAUGACAUCUUCAGAGAGUUCUUUGGGGGACAAGAGCCUUUCUAUGGUGAGUGGAAGCCUCAGCCCCUGUGGGACCAGCGGGCCCAGUAA
Molecule: messenger RNA, 378 nt
Organism: Trachemys scripta elegans
Lineage: Eukaryota; Metazoa; Chordata; Testudines; Emydidae
Product: dnaJ homolog subfamily B member 2-like
Exons: 4
Coding region: 1-378 (125 amino acids)
Molecular function (GO): Hsp70 protein binding
Source: RefSeq, a predicted model, not a curated record